AUGGUAAGGUUUGUCGACUUCGCAAAUCUUUGUAUGGCCUUAAGCAAAGCCCCUCGUGCAUGGUUUGGAAAAUUCAGUCAAGCGAUUGAGAGGUUUGGCAUGAUAAAAGGAAAGUCUGAUCAUUCUGUCUUCUAUAAACGCUCUGAGAAAGGCAUUAUUUUAUUAGUUGUCUAUGUGGAUGACAUUGUCAUCACUGGAAGUGACACCGCUGGUAUUGUAUCUCUUAAGACCUUUCUUCACAGUCAAUUUCAGACUAAAGAUCUUGGUACAUUAAAAUAUUUUCUAGGUGUUGAGGUAAUACGGAGUAAGAAAGGUAUACUUCUCUCCCAGAGAAAAUAUAUACUUGAUCUAUUGACAGAAACAGGGAAACUAGGAGCUAAGCCAUGCAAUACUCCAAUGAUCCCUAAUUCACAGUUGACAUCAGAGGGGGAGCUAUUUGAUGAUCCAGAAAGAUAUAGAAGAUUGGUUGGUAAGCUAAAUUAUCUGACUGUAACUCGUCCUGAUAUUGCUUACUCAGUAAGUAUUGUAAGUCAAUUUAUGGCAUCUCCAACUAUUGAUCAUUGGAAAGCUGUUGAACAAAUCCUGAACUACUUGAAAGGUGCUCCAGGACGUGGAAUUGUAUAUCAAAACCAUGGACAUAUGAACAUUGAGUGCUUUGCAGAUGCAGACUAUGCAGGGUCUAAGGAGAAUCGGAGGUCUACAACCGGAUUUUGUGUCUUCUUUGGUGGAAACUUGAUCUCGUGGAAGAGCAAGAAGCAAAAUGUUGUCUCACGAUCGAGUGCAGAGUCAGAAUAUAGAGCAAUGGCACAGGCAACCUGUGAAAUCUUGUGGAUAUAUCACAUUCUCGAUGAAAUAGGGCUCAAGGCCUCUAUUCCUGCGAAGCUAUGGUGUGACAAUCAAGCGGCUCUCCAUAUUGCAGUCAAUCCUGUUUUCCAUGAAUGA
Messenger RNA from Ipomoea nil (Japanese morning glory), 942 nucleotides. RefSeq lists its product as uncharacterized. The transcript has a single exon. Bases 1 to 942 code for a protein of 313 amino acids. Lineage: Eukaryota; Viridiplantae; Streptophyta; Magnoliopsida; Solanales; Convolvulaceae. The record is from RefSeq and is a predicted model, not a curated record.